This is a messenger RNA of Rosa chinensis, 738 nucleotides long. RefSeq names its product cysteine-rich and transmembrane domain-containing protein WIH2. The record is from RefSeq and is a predicted model, not a curated record. NCBI's taxonomy places the organism in Eukaryota, Viridiplantae, Streptophyta, Magnoliopsida, Rosales, Rosaceae. The coding region runs from base 17 to 457 and encodes 146 amino acids. The transcript has 3 exons.
GACCCACAGAGCAUAUAUGGUCGAACUGGUAAUUAAUUGGUUGCAAAAAUCUGUAUCCGAUCGGGCGACCCGAGAAGCAGGAGUGAGGAAGACAGAGAUGAGCUACCACCAAGGACCUCAAGAACCCUACCCUCCGCCACCACCACCACCAGGCUACCCCUAUCCCCAACCAGGGCCGCCGGUAUCAGCGCCGCCCUACGAAGGCUACCCUCCGCCGCCGCCUCCUCCGGGGUAUCCUCCUCACGGAUACGGCCCUCCUCCGCCGCGUCCUCCGCCGUACGAGGGCUACCAAGGCUAUUUCAACGGGGGUUACCCUCCGCCGCAAUACCAGCAGCCCUGUUACCACGAUCAUAACCAUUACCAGGCUCAGGAUGAUGGCUGCGUCUCUUUCUUGAGAGGCUGUUUGGGUACACUAUUCUGCUGUUGUUUGCUAGAGGAAUGCUGCUUCUUUUUUUGAUGAUGAUAGACAUGGAUUAUUUCUCAAGGUUGUCUCUGCUUGAUGCAAUGUGGUGUAUAAAGAAACUUCUGCGUCUGAACGUUUAUAGAUUUUACAUCAGAGUAUAUGGCUCUGGGUAAUUGAUUGUGUAUCCUCGUAUGUGGUUGUUAUGCGAAACGUUUUAUGGUGCAUUGUGGAUUCAUAUAAUGUUCUAGACUUCUAGGACCCAAAAGAACUAAUGAUUUAUGUAGUGCUGUGUCCUAUUUCCGAUAACUAGUAAAUUCAAGUAUUUAUGAUAUCUA